Molecule: messenger RNA, 426 nt
Organism: Aspergillus oryzae RIB40
Lineage: Eukaryota; Fungi; Ascomycota; Eurotiomycetes; Eurotiales; Aspergillaceae
Exons: 2
Coding region: 1-426 (141 amino acids)
Source: RefSeq, a predicted model, not a curated record
AUGAUACGGGACGAAGACCACAUAAUCAUCCAUGCAGCCUCAUCUAUCAACCUGGGGAGUGCGUUGAAGCGAGUAUCCGACCCCAUUAUCGGAGCUAGUGAAAUAAUGGCAAACCUAGCCUUCACUUGCAAACGGCUCGAUCGUUUCAUCUACGUCUCUUCUGCAUAUUCAAACGCACAUCUCUACCCUCGGGGUCCCGAUGCAGAUGUGCAAAUAAACGAGGAAAUCUGUGAGCCUGGAAGACAGUCCCUUGUCCUUGAUGAACUGAACGAGGUGCGAAAGAGCGGUACAAGCCAGGCAUAUGAAGCGGAAAACUUUCCCUGGGCCUAUGCAUAUGCCAAACAUAUCACGGAACGACUGCUACAGCACUAUUUCAGUGUUCAUGCUGCAGAGAAGAAACUCCUGAUUAUACGCCCCACUAACUAG